Molecule: messenger RNA, 2892 nt
Organism: Sturnus vulgaris (Common starling)
Lineage: Eukaryota; Metazoa; Chordata; Aves; Passeriformes; Sturnidae
Source: RefSeq, a predicted model, not a curated record
AAAGCAAAACCAAGAAGGAAUGGGAGAAUUAAAACAAAUGUGAAAUAAACCGUGGUGAGACUAGAAGAACCGUUACUGCUCUGGCAAGCUGUGUGACAAAUGCACUUUAUUGGACUGUCCAUAUUACUGUUUUCCAGACACUAUGUCCAAGGGAGUUGCUGAUGGGUAAUGCAAAGGAAAGAAAUGGUUUCUUUCUCCCUUUCUCACUCCUUCCACCAGCAAUCUUUUGCAUGCAUGUGUUAGAACUUUGUUCAUGUGUUUCUCAAACGAGAAACUUUUUGCUGGCUACAGUCUGCUUUGUAGUUCUAAUAUGCACCUUUCUUUUAUUUUUAGGUUCUGUCUUCGUUUUGCUGACUCAAACCACAGAUUCCAAGGAAAGGAGGGGACGUGGAAUAAAAUACUCAAGUGCCAGAGGAAAAGCAAGACUAGCCAAUGAAAAUUAGUAUCACUAAAUUGUAUAUUGCCAUCACACAUAGUAGGGGGAGGAAAUUGCUGUCUGUUCAAAGCUUACAAAAUUAUUUUUGCAGAUUUCCCUCACAAAACUUCAAAUAAGCUAAGCCCCUUCAACUAGAGCUGAAUUAGGAAAUGGAAAUAUGAUUCCUUGCUGGUGUCUUCCAUCUUCCCCCUUUGCAGGGCUUUUUUGUUUGGGGUAGGACAUCCUGAACGAAUUGUAUGGCGUCAACCAGAUUUACAGUUGAUGGUUAUGGAUGACAUAGGAACUUCAGAUUUACAUCUCUGCAAUGACACUUGAUUAAGGCAAAGCUUGAAAACUGCUCAUCAGCUAUGUUACCAGAACUUGUAGUAGCUAUUACAGUUGUGUUUUCUUUCUUUUUCUAAGAUUUGGAGUCUGGGGUGAUGUCCCCUGGAAAGCAAGUUCAGAUAAGUCAUCUUUUAGGAUUGGAAACAGAAAUAAUAUGAGAAUGCCCAGAAGAGGCUUAGUAAUUCAAGCCAGGACUCGUUGGCUGUUGGUGGGCCUUGCUUUACUAUUCAGUUUAGUCUUGCUCAUGUAUUUGCUGGAGUGUGCUCCACAAACAGAUGGCAAUGGAUCUCUGCCUGGUGUUGUAGGUGAAAGCAUGGGUAAAGAAUACUAUCAAGCUCUCUUGCAGGAACAAGAAGAGCAUUAUCAAAACCGAGCUACCAGUCUGAAACGUCAGAUUGCCCAGCUAAAGCAAGAGCUUCAGGAAAUGAGUGACAAAUUGAAGUCCCUGCAGGAAAAAAAGAGCCCGAAGGUUAAUGGUAUGAACUACCAGGGCACCAAAGAACAAACAUCCAAUGAUCUCCUAGAGUUUCUUCAUUCCCAGAUUGACAAAGCUGAGGUGAGCGUGGGGGCCAAACUGCCUAGUGAGUAUGGAGUCAUUCCUUUUGAAAGCUUUACAUCCAUGAAAGUAUUCCAAUUGGAGAUGGGGCUCACUCGGCAUCCAGAAGAGAAACCUGUUAGAAAGGAUAAACGAGAUGAAUUGGUGGAAGUUAUCGAGGCUGGCCUAGAAGUUAUCAAUAAUCCAGAUGAAGAAGAUGGACAAGAUGAAGAUGAUGGAGUAGGAGACAGGCAGCUAUAUAGUGAAAAUGAUUUUAUAGAAGGUUACUAUCGUACAGAAAGAGAUAAGGGGACACAGUAUGAGCUGUUUUAUAAGAAGAUGGAUGGCAUGGAGUACAGGCAUGUCACCUUGUUCCGACCUUUUGGACCCCUCAUGAAAGUGAAGAGUGAAACAGUCGAUAUUUCUAGAUCGAUCAUUAACGUUAUUGUUCCUCUUGCUGGAAGAACUGAGGCAUUUGCACAGUUUAUGCAAAACUUUAGAGAUGUGUGUAUUCAUCAGGAUAAGCGUGUUCACCUCACAGUGGUGUACUUUGGACAGGAUGGUCUAUCAGAAGUAAAGAACAUCCUAGAAUCUGUAGCUAGAGAAACCGACUUCCACAAUUACACGCUUGUCUCUCUGAAUGAGGAAUUUAACCGAGGCCGAGGACUUGACAUGGGUGCCAGAGCCUGGGAGAAGGGCGAGGUCCUGAUGUUCUUCUGUGAUGUUGAUGUUUAUUUCACAGCCGAAUUCCUCAACAGCUGUCGCUUAAAUGCCGAGCCCGGGAAAAAGGUUUUCUAUCCUGUGGUAUUCAGCCUUUACAAUCCUGCUAUUGUCUAUGCCAACCAAGAUAUACCACCUCCUGUGGAGCAGCAAUUGGUACACAAGAAGGAUUCUGGUUUCUGGAGGGAUUUUGGCUUUGGGAUGACUUGUCAAUAUCGGACAGACUUUCUGACUGUUGGGGGCUUCGACCUGGAGGUGAAGGGCUGGGGCGGCGAGGACGUUCACCUGUACAGGAAGUACCUGCACGGGGAGCUGAUGGUGGUGAGGACGCCGGUGCCGGGGCUGUUCCACCUGUGGCACGAGAAGCACUGCGCGGACGAGCUGACGCCGGAGCAGUACCGCAUGUGCAUCCAGUCCAAGGCCAUGAACGAGGCGUCGCACUCGCACCUGGGCAUGCUGGUGUUCAGGGACGAGAUCGAGGCGCACCUGCGCAAGCAGGCCUACAGGACUAACAGCGAGCCCGUGGGGUGAGGGCCCCGCUCCCUGCCCGGGGACUGCCACUUCACUGCCAACCAGCAGCCUGCUACAGCCUUAAUCCAGCUCACAAAUGCAGUGCCUCUCUUUUUCAGUGAAGAAGAGUUUAGAGGGUUUUUGGUUCUCCCGUCUGUUUUCCCAGUAAUCCUUUGACUGAUGCUCUCUUACCUACAUAUCUUGCGAGUUCCAGCAGCUCAGCUCAAUUGGACAGCUUAUGUAGUUCAAGGAAAGUCUUCAGUAUCGACUGGAAAGAUCUGUGGAAUGUACAAUUCAACACUUUUCCAUGUGGUACAUUUCUGUUCUUAUAUUUGCAUUCUUUUGAGAAUUAAAUGAAAUAAUCUUU